Molecule: messenger RNA, 2487 nt
Organism: Phycomyces blakesleeanus NRRL 1555(-)
Lineage: Eukaryota; Fungi; Mucoromycota; Mucoromycetes; Mucorales; Phycomycetaceae
Exons: 4
Coding region: 1-2487 (828 amino acids)
Source: RefSeq, a predicted model, not a curated record
AUGUCUUCCCAACACUCUGCUGCCAACUCUCUUCCUCGUGAAGAACAAAGCCCUCUUACCGAAGUUGGUAUUCCCUCUCCUGUUCUGAAUGAACAGACACAUCUCACCGAAAUUGGUGACAUUUCUCCUCUCCUUGGAUCCACCGCUCUUUCCAUCGAUGGUGAUAUUGAAAUGAUAUACACCAGUCUUGAUUCCUUGCCACCUCUUUCAGUUGUUGGUUCUGUCCCUCCUACUCCUGUGCCUACCGUCCCAUCAGCCGUUAAUAGCAACACUAGUAGUUCCAUCACUUUGGAAAUGUUGUUAGCUUCUGCGAAGGAAGACCUUAGCAUAAAGAAGAACAACUUUUAUGUGGCUUAUGCUAACUAUGUGGCUCUUUCGAAGGUCAACCCCAUGUCAGACGCGGCCAGACAUGCUUCUUCCAUUAAGAAGGAAGCUCAAGAAUUGUUUGAGGAUGCCCAGAAGACCUUCAAGGUGCUUGAAAAAGCCAACGCCCCUCCUGCUAUUCUUGAAGACAAGAAGAGCAUGGUAGUCCCUAGCAACUUACCUUUCUUGCAGCUCUGCACGGAAACCAGGGUGAAGCAAAAUCGUGACGUGUUUGACUCUGUGUACGAUUUUUGCCAAGAAUUCACUAUGGUUUUAGAGUCUCAUUCCCUGUCCUUGGACUCAUGCUGGGAGCGUCUGCUUCCCAUAUGCCUGAACAAGGAGGAAAGAUCCUGGUUUGAAGACAAACUAAAGGGAAAGGCGUACAAGUGGAAGAAGGCAGAAGGGAUUCUGCUGGAUCACUAUGAUACUCCUUUCAGAAGAUUUCUGAACAUGGGUCGCGUGUGGAAAAUGAUGCAGAAGAAAGGUGAGUCAGUUCGUGCGUUUGGAGCUAAAUUUCAAACAGCUAGAAGACAAGCGUCCUUGGAGGAUGGUAUCCAGAUGGUUCUUUGUUUCUGGUGGAACUUGCGCCCGGAAGUCCGGGAAGCAAGCCUGAUCCCAUUGUUGGCCAACUAUGGCACCAAACUGCCCUCCAAAGUGGAGGAUAUAAUCUCGUUAGUCAGUGUAGCCACUAGCGAUUCCACGGCCCUACUCAACCAACCUGCGGAGUCUGGCACCCCUGCCAAAUGGAAGUCAUUUGCCAAUGCCCAUAGCAUCUCCUCUUCAAUAAGCCACAAGGGAAAGAAGAGAGCUAUUGUCAGGGACAAUGAUCCUAAGCACGCCAAGAAGUCUUGGAAUUUUAAGAAGGCAAUCAAAGAUAAUGUUUGCUUUUCUUGCAAAGGUGCUUGGGAGAAGGGUCACACCUGUCCUGAAAGGGAUAAUUACUUGACAAAGGUGUCAAGAAUGGCUGUGCGCUCACCUGCUGAUAGAUCAGUAGCUUCCUCCCCUGCUUGUGGUGGUUUUCCCCCUUCUCGUGAUAGUCAUUUCUCUGUUCGUGGCAACUCUUCCCCUGUUGGUAGUUCCUCAACGUCGUGGUCGAUGGACCAAGAUAACACAAGUGCUUUGGCCAAGAUGGCCUUGAAUUGUAAGGACAAUCAUAAAGACAUGGUCAUUAAAAAAGAUUUUAAGAACGUGAGCACUAAUAUUACCUUCCCCAUUCUGGCAAAUAAUUCUAUUAGAACCAUCGCCUUGUUGGACUGUGGCGCUACAUUCAGUUCUGUGGAUAAGAAUUUUUGUUUACAGAAUAAAAUAUCUAUUAAUUAUGUAAAUCACAUCAACAAAGAUUUAGUGAACAAUUCCAAUGUUCAUAAGUAUUUUAUUCGUUUGGCUGAUAGCAAUACACAUAUUAAAAGAAUUGGCACUUGUGUGAUCAGUAUAACUUGUAAUAGUAAGACUAUUCAGAGAGAAUUUGAAGUGAUGAACUUAACUAAUAGUUAUGAGUAUGAUUUCAGUAUUGGUACUGAUUAUAUGUCCACUCUGGGUAUUGGUAUUUAUGGUUUACCUUUAUCAUAUGAUGAUGCUGAUUCAAGUAAGGAACGUAGAGAAGCCGAUAGACGCUUCAAUAAUAAGAGUGAUCUUCUUGAAUCCAUUGAGAGAGAAAAUGAACAAAAGGAAAAUAAUCCGGCUGUAGGUCCCAAACAGUUUGAGGAUGCUAUGGAUUAUAUUCGUCCGUUCAUUAAAGACAAUCAAGAUAUUCCUAAGGGUUUGUUUUGUACUAUACCUGAAAGUGUUGUAUGUUUGGACACUCCAGAAAAUGCUAUGGCGUUCAGAAGCCCUUAUCCCAUUCCUUACAAGAUGCAAGGUGUAGUGGAUGAACAGGAAUACUGGCAAAGAAUUGGGGAAGCACCAGAAAGUAUCAAAGACAUCAACAAAGCCAAUAAAAGAUUAUUGAAGGAUAUGAAAGUCGUAAAUUCCAUACCCAAAGAAAAGUCAGGUAUAAAAAGAAAGAACUAUGCAAAGACAGCUUUGCAAAAGAAGAAACGCAUAAAACAGCUAUCAUUACAAGAACAAAUGAAUAAUUUAUUUAUUUUACUUAUGGCUAAGAAAAUGAUAAAUGUCGGAUAUUAA